This is a messenger RNA of Daucus carota subsp. sativus, 1856 nucleotides long. Its product is annotated as bifunctional riboflavin kinase/FMN phosphatase. The coding region runs from base 382 to 1545 and encodes 387 amino acids. The record is from RefSeq and is a predicted model, not a curated record. Gene Ontology annotation, molecular function: riboflavin kinase activity. Gene Ontology annotation, biological process: riboflavin biosynthetic process; FMN biosynthetic process. NCBI's taxonomy places the organism in Eukaryota, Viridiplantae, Streptophyta, Magnoliopsida, Apiales, Apiaceae. The transcript is spliced from 11 exons.
AUUCACUUUCAAAUCCUAUACUAUAUCCAAAAUCAAGCUUGGACCGCCCCAAAAAGAGCUUUACAAAUCGAUUUCUAAUAGCAUCUUGAAUCGUAUCUAAAACGUGCCACCAAUUCUGAGAUACCCUUGUCAAGAGAGAAGUAGAUAUCUGUCGAAUGAAUAGAUACCUCUCGAGUCUUGCCUACUUCAUCUCGAAAUUGUGAUUAUAUAUAACAGGGCUAGUGUACGAGACAGACCCCUUUAGUUAAACUUCCUCAUUCAAAUUCUCCUCCAGUAAUUUAUUUCUCGAAACUCAGCUUACAUACAAUCGAUCUCACACCAACAAAGGGUGAUUUUGUGAAGGCGGGUAUUGUUGGCAAUUUAAGGAGUUGGUCUUGUGCAAUGUCGAUAACGAAUCCUUUGAAGAAGCUGGUUUCGUGUGUCAUUCUUGAUUUGGAUGGUACACUUCUGAACACAGAUGGCAUUGUUAAUGAUGUAUUAAAAGUUUACUUGGUAAAGCAUGGGAAGCAAUGGGAUGGGAGAGAAGCUCAAGGAAUAGUUGGAAAGACACCAUCAGAAGCUGCGGCUGUUGUUGUAGACAAUUAUGGGCUUUCAAUAACUGCAGAUGAAUUAAUGACAGAGAUCACCCCAAUGUUCUCCGACCAAUGGUGCAAAAUCAGAGCUCUUCCGGGUGCCAGUCGGCUGAUUAAACAUUUCAGGGGUGAAGGUGUACCAAUGGCGUUGGCUUCAAACUCUCCCAGAGACAACAUUGAAACUAAAAUUUCUUAUCAGCCAGGCUGGAGAGAAUCAUUCUCUGUUGUUAUUGGCGGUGAUGAAGUAAAAGCAGGGAAGCCAUCUCCUGAAAUAUUUCUUGAAGCAGCCAAAAAGCUUAAUAUCGAGCCAUCCAAGUGCCUUGUGAUUGAAGAUUCACCAACCGGUGUAAUGGCUGGGAAGGCUGCUGGAAUGGAAGUGGUUGCCAUACCAUCUCUUCCCAAACAAUCCCAUCUUUACACUUCAGCAGAUGAAGUCAUCAAUUCGCUUCUUGAUUUGCGGCCUGAAAAGUGGGGCUUACCUCCAUUUCAAGAUUGGAUAGAGAGUACAUUACCGAUAGAACCUUGGUAUAUUGGUGGUCCUGUAAUCAAAGGAUUUGGUCGUGGCUCAAAGGUUCUUGGCAUACCUACAGCUAAUAUCUCCGCAAAAAAUUUCUCGACUGAACUUUCAGAGCACCCGUCAGGUGUAUAUUUUGGCUGGGCCAAAUUAUCAACACGAGGGGUUUACAAGAUGGUCAUGAGUAUUGGUUGGAAUCCUUAUUUUAACAACACUGAAAAGACCAUUGAACCAUGGUUGCUACAUGACUUUGAUGAGGACUUCUACGGCGAGGAACUGCAUCUAGCCAUUGUUGGUUACAUACGGCCUGAGGCCAAUUUUUCAUCUCUUGAAAGCCUGAUAGAGAAAAUUCACGAAGACAGGAAAAUAGCAGAAGCUGCUCUUGUGCUUCCUUUGUAUUCAAAGUACAAGGAUGACAAAUACUUGAGAAGUCCUGCAAAUGGAGAGAACGGUCAAUAAAGAAUUUCAACAAAUCGACUCAAAUUUCAUAAAUGAUUCAAAAUACAUUUGUGUCUUCAUUGUAGAGGAAGACGGAUACAUUACAUCAAUAUAUUUGAUAAAUGCAAGUAUCCAUUUCUACCAGGCCAAAUAAGUGGAGAAUAUAUAUACGACAAUAUUCAUAUCAUAUUCUGUGUUUAUGAAAAUAUUAUUUUGAUCAGAACUUUUUGAAACGAACUUUGUAAUAUUUAUUCUUUUUCAUACUUGCUAAUGACUAUGGUCUAUAUGGAGAUCAAUUAAACAAAUAAAAAUGUGUAUAUUAUGAUGCGUCA